AUGGGGAGCCAGCCACCUCCCUUUCCUCCUCCAUCAUGUGGGAUUCCAUGCAGCCUGGGUUUGGCUGUUCUGCACCUGCUUAGAAUUCAGGAAAAGGUAAGACCUAUAACUACAUUAAAGUCCUGGCAGGCCCCUAGAGGUGAGGUUCAGAGUGUGACCCAUGAGGAGUUGCGCUACAUUCGAAAAGAACUGCUUGAGUUCUCUAAUUUAUAUAAGCGGAAAUCUGAAGAACAGGGCCACCAGACACAGUUUGCCUUCAGCUGGCAAGGCCAGCAAUAUGCCUUUGCUGUCCUACUUCAGGGGUAUAUCAACUCUCCAGCUUUGUGUCACAAACUUAUUCGGAGAGAUCUUGAUUGCCUUUCACUUCUGGACCCAUCCAGUGAUCCAGUAGGAGAACUCCAGGGACUCAGAAAGAGCUACUGUCACCACACUCAUGAAAACAGAACCACCAUCUGCAGACCCAACUGUGGAACCUUGACACAGUGUAGCCCUAAUGAACAAGAUUUUAGACAAAGUCCAAUGCACUCAAGGACCAAACAGAAUCUACAGCCACUUGAGCUACUGAUAACAGUUCCACCAAUGAUGGACCAUAUUUGGACCCAGCUGAAGCCACAUAACAUGUCUCCAACCCCAUUGAACUUAGAACCCAGAAGCAAUGCUACAAGCCUGGAGACCAAAGAGGAGAAGGUCUUUGUCUUCCAAAACCAGUCUGCUGACACUGGUGACCAGGGCCACCUGGGGCAGAGCUGUGAACCCAGGGAAGCAGCUGAACAGGCCAGCAGGCAACCUGCCAUGGGGUCCUGCUCCAAGAACCCGUCCUUCUUCUGGAUGACCGGGCUCCUGGUAUUCAUCAGCCUCCUCCUCAGUGUCUGCAGCACUGCAGCCAACACUUCUGGAGCACAUGGCUCCGCAAGGAAGGAUUCUGGAGUCCCCAUUCAUCUGAAGGGCAUCCGAGGAGGUUCUGUCUUGUUUAAUGCGAUCGAGAAGCUCAGAGUAGAUGUAGGCGCCGAGCUGGAGGAAGUUCUAUGGGCUUUGGGCACUACGACAAAUCACACACAGUUGCUGCGAGUCCACAGGGGGGCCGACUCUCCAACCUGGUUGAAACUCCAGGACAAGUUCAAGCAGAGGGUCCAUGUACCCAGCAUGUCAUCCCUGAGGAUUGAGAACCUGGCCCCUGAGGACAGUGGGCAGUACUUUGCCAACAUCACCUCUACUAAGGGAGAGGGGAUUUUCCAGGUUUUCUACCUCACUGUUUACGAGCCUGUGCCUCACCCUGAGAUCCUGGCAAAGUCACUGUCUAUCACACCAGACCUGUGUAACAUCACCCUGGAGUGUAGGGCUCCAGGGGCCACAGAGGACCUGAAUGUGACUUGGGAGAGCAAGGACCUCCUCAGAGAGCUGGAGCACAGAGAAACACCAGGACCAGCCCCCAACCCCUGGACACUGGCUGUGAACCUGCCCCUGUGCCAGUGCAGCACCCACCUCACCUGUGUGGUCAGCAACCAGGUGGAUCAGAAAGCUGCAAUCUUAGACCUUGGGAAAGUCUGUGUCCAAGAAACAGGUUCACACAACACGGUUAGACUGCUCCCAGGCAUCCUAGGGGCUGUUGUGGGUAUGCUGUUGGUCCUGGGAACUGGGCUGUAUCUUUUGAAGACAUGUGGGAAGAAGAAGAGGAUGAUGAAUAUAGUAAGAGGCAAGUUGAAUUUCUCCUUCCAUACCCAGACACCUCCACUCCCUCACUAGAACCUCAGCUUCCUUUCUCCUGAAUUUUUCCUCCAGGGAGUGGACUCUGUAGAAGGAUGGUGGGUGUGGCUUUGGCCUUGGGGUUCAUGGCAGUG
This is a messenger RNA of Symphalangus syndactylus (siamang), 1838 nucleotides long. RefSeq lists its product as uncharacterized. The record is from RefSeq and is a predicted model, not a curated record. NCBI's taxonomy places the organism in Eukaryota, Metazoa, Chordata, Mammalia, Primates, Hylobatidae. Gene Ontology annotation, cellular component: membrane.